GGUACAGGUUUAUUGCUGUCAAAGAAAUGGUGCUUUACACCUCUCCUCUUGUCUCAUUUAACCAUAUCCUCUUUUGAAUUCCAUGCCAUUUCAGUUACCUCUCCAAUUAACCUUGUUAUCAUUGUUGUUUACCGCCCUCCUGGUCCCCUAGGUGACUUCUUGGAAGAAAUGGACACACUGCUUAGUGCUUUCCCUUCUGAUAGCUCCCCCCUGACAGUGCUUGGUGACUUCAACCUCCCCUCUGACAAGCUACAUUCUUCUUCCCUCCUGUCUCUUCUUGACUCAUUCACACUCACACUCAACAGCUACAUCCCCACACACAAAGGAGGCAAUGUGCUGGACCUGGUUUUCACCCGUCCUUCUCCAGCUACAGACGUGACUGCUACCCCACUACACGUCUCUGAUCAUCACCUGGUAUCCUUUACCAUCACUCUCCCUACCCUACCUAAAACUACCUCUCACCCCCUCGCUCUAACCCGCCGCAACCUUUACUCUGUCUCCCCUUCUUCUGUAGCUUCUGGCACUCUUUCUUCCCUUCCUGAUCCUGAGUCUUUUUCCUCACUGCCCUUGGACUCGGCCACAGAUACUUUCCUCUCAUCUCUUUCCUCAACUAUGGACUUCCUCUGCCCUAUGUCCACUAAACCCAAGAAAACUUCUUGUUCUGCUCCUUGGCUUUCAGAUGUGCUGCGCAACAAUCGAAGAGAGCUAAGAUCAUCAGAGAGAAAGUGGAAGAAAUCACAACUUGAUGCAGAUCUUGAUUCUUACCGAACACUCAUGGCCAAGUUCUCCUCAGAUGUGACUUCUGCCAAGACUUCCUUCUACAAGGAAAAGCUUGAAGCUUCCUCACAUGACCCUCGGAAAUUCCACAACAUCAUCUCUUCUCUGCUCAACCCCCCGGCUCCACCUUCUUCAUCCUCCCUGACUGCAGAAGACUUUGCUUCUUUCUACCAGGAGAAGAUUGAGGAAAUCUGCCGGACCUUCACUCCAGCCCCGACUGCACUUACAUCUCAGAGUAUGGACUCCCCUACACCUUUGUUGUCACAUUUCUCAACUGUAACAGCAGAAGAGAUUCUAAAACUCAUCCAGUCUUGCAAUCCUACCACCUGCCCAUUGGAUCCACUCCCUUCCACUUUGCUGCAGACCAUCUCGCAAGACCUUCUGCCCUUCAUUACAACUAUCACCAAUAGAUCCAUAGCAUCUGGUCAGGUACCAACUACCUUCAAGAGAGCAAGGGUUAUUCCCAUCCUGAAGAAACCUGCUCUGGAUCCAUCAGACAUCAAACAACCUCCAAGACCCCAACCAGUCUGGCUUUAAAGCAGCUCAUUCCACAGAG
Messenger RNA from Tachysurus vachellii, 1333 nucleotides. RefSeq lists its product as uncharacterized. The coding region runs from base 169 to 1314 and encodes 381 amino acids. The transcript is spliced from 2 exons. The record is from RefSeq and is a predicted model, not a curated record. Lineage: Eukaryota; Metazoa; Chordata; Actinopteri; Siluriformes; Bagridae.